Molecule: messenger RNA, 2479 nt
Organism: Hirundo rustica (Barn swallow)
Lineage: Eukaryota; Metazoa; Chordata; Aves; Passeriformes; Hirundinidae
Product: C-type lectin domain family 2 member L-like
Exons: 5
Coding region: 1-549 (182 amino acids)
Source: RefSeq, a predicted model, not a curated record
AUGAGGAGCGGCGGCGAGCGCGGCGGCUCCGCGGGGCGCGGCGCGGCCCACGGCGGCAAAGGUCUAUUCUCAAACAUCUGGCUGUGGCGAGCUGUCACUGGAGUUCUUAGUGCUGCUGUCAUUUUGAUUUUGUGUAUUCAGUUUGUAAACCCUUCUCCAGCCAAAGGCUCUGCUGUGUGCCCUCCCCUGGACCUGUGUCCAUCAGGCUGGCUGUACUUCCAGAGGAAAUGUUAUUACCUCUCGGAGGAUGAAGCCACCUGGAACUCCAGCCAGAGCUACUGCUCUUCCCACAACGCUUCCCUCCUGGUCAUCGAAAAUCAGCAGGAGCUGACCUUUAUUAUGAAGAUUACAAAGCAAGACCCAUGGAUUGGACUCUCUAAAAGAGAUGAAGAGUUCUGUUGGGUGAAUGGAGAAGCAUUACACAAUGAACUGUUUGAAGUAAAAGGCUCUGGAAGCUGUGCCUACCUGGAGUCCAAAGGAGUUUCAGCCUCAGGAUGUUUUUUAACCAGGAAAUGGGUCUGUAGCUUGAGUAUCAACUCAGCACAAUGAAGGUGGGCCAUGCCACCUCCCCUGACAUUCAGAGCCCUGGUAUGAUGUCUACACCGGCUAUGUCUGUGCUUUGGGACGUGGGAAUGUGUCCCAGCUCCUACCUGGAAGUGAAUGACUUUUCUGGCGGCCAGAAUUGUCCACCCAUGGAGGGAGGCUUUAAAGAUACCAUUUAAAAGACUCUCUUCAGCAUCUUGAUUAGUCAUUUCCUUGCCCCAUUUUUCCAGCUACUGCCCAGCUGUAGUUUCUUUUUGUUGGAACAUCAGUAUUUCUUCCAUUUCCUCUUCUCUUGUAGGAGCAGCUGUUCUUUCUUUCCCUUUUGGGUGUGCAGUUGGAGGGUUUUGUUACGCUUUUCCUUUAGCCAGACUCUGUGCAGGGAUGGGUGGUGAAGUGGGUCUGUCUGGAGGAGUGCCAGUGCCUCAUGGAUGCAGGGUAGUGCAGAAGUGAACACUGUUGUUUUAGACAGGAUCACAGCAGAUUUCCUUUCUCCAUGUUUGAUGGGAUGCACCUUGCAUUGUAUUCCAUGUUUUGUUUUGUUAUGUUACAUCAGUCUUGUUAAAUCCUGGUGGUAACACUGUCAAGCUAAUUUAUGUAGCUGCACUGCACCUGAAGUUAUCCUCACAAUACUUCAUUUAGCCAAAAAAGGUCACAAUAGAUAAGAAUAUUUAUUUACCUGAGCAUCUGCACUGAUGGGGUUGGGGGGGAAAGAAGAGUUGGAACUGAAAGAGUGAUAGUGAAGCUGCAGGCAUUAAUGUAUAAAGGUAGAAGUAGUCCUCAGUGCAAAGAGGCAAAAUCAGGAGAAGGGAAUGAGAGAAUUAACAACAAGGGAUGUUUCUCUGUGUUUCUCAUGGUGCCUGUCACGGUGUGAGGCUUCUGAGCAAGGGGGACCUUUCCAGGUGGACAGCCAGUGUUUCCUUGUGUAGGUGACCUUGUCAGCAGCAGCCUCCAGUGCUCUUGGAUUGCUGGGAGCCUGGACAAAAUUAGGGCACAAUCCCUCUGAUUGUCUGAGUCCCACUCAUAUCUAGCAGGUUAUCCAAAGAUUAAAAGUGUCAUUUGACCCAGAGGAAGAAAGUUUUCCUGGAAGGAAUGUAAGUAUCAAGUUUCUAGAGAGGGAAGAAUGGGAAGUUCACCCUCAUUAUUUUCUGUGACAGAAGGACUUGACUGUAGCAGGACCAUGCACAUGGAUACUUCUGGGAGAAGGGAAUACAGGUGACCUUGUCCCUGAUAAGUAACAGCUGUGUUAAUUACCUGGUUGUAAUAAAGAUAAGUGUGAUAAAAGGGAGUGGGUUAGCUGGUGAGGAUCAUGAAGGAGGAAGAGGGAAUGAGAGGAUAAUGAAGAAGAAAAAGGAUCCUGGGAGGAGAGAGUCACUGCUGUGAGGUCAGUCUGGGUCUGCAGUCAGAGCCUGUUGUUGGAACCUGCAGCCACAGUCUAGCUGGGUAAAAGCCUGCAGUCAGUCUGCAAACUGAUCCCUGCAGUCAGAGUCCAGCAGGCAAUAACCAGCAGUCAGGGGCUGCAAGGGAAACCUGCAGCAGGAGCUUGCUGCAGCCAGGGGCAGUGAAUGGUUGGAGACAGGAUGGCUGAGCUGUAAAGAGGAACAAACCAGGGCCCUUUUCAUACUGUGAUAAACAAGAAGUCUGUGUGUUGGCUCAUUUCUAUUCUGUAACAGGAGUGCUGCUGCAACAGAUGCUGUCAGCAACUUGUGACUUUCAGAUGUUUAUUUAAAUAGAGUCACUAAUUUUUCUGUAUUACACUUUUCUUAAUUGCUUGUAUUCUUUAUAUGCACAGUAACAGGACUCUAGAGUACAAAAAGCCUAAUUAUCUAUUAAUUUAUAUGUUGGGGGAAGGGUGUUAUCUGCAGUGUUUUUAAAUUAGUCUUAUUCUGAAGGAUAUGGUAUGUGCAAUAGUCCUGAAAAGAUACUUAAUAAAUAUCUU